Culex pipiens pallens (northern house mosquito) is the source of this 2727-nucleotide messenger RNA. Its product is annotated as transmembrane protease serine 9-like. The record is from RefSeq and is a predicted model, not a curated record. Gene Ontology annotation, molecular function: serine-type endopeptidase activity. Bases 95 to 2695 code for a protein of 866 amino acids. The transcript has 9 exons. Gene Ontology annotation, biological process: proteolysis. Lineage: Eukaryota; Metazoa; Arthropoda; Insecta; Diptera; Culicidae.
GUUAUCAAUCGAAAUUUUUCGGGGCUUCGAUAACGACCUCGAGGACUCCUGCUUCGCAGUCAAUUCCCGGUCCCGGAACGUAACAGUCGGUGCCAUGUAUCAAACGAUAGCGUGCUUUCUCGCGUUGGUAGCGCUCGCGGUAGCGAGCCCUCUGGACGUUGACACCACGGAGUCGCGGAUCGUUGGUGGCUUUCCGGCGCUGGCGGCUUCCACCCGGCACCAGGUCUCGAUUCGGCACCGCUCGACGGAUGAGGGCCGCUUCGGCAGUGGACACUUUUGCGGGGGUAGUUUGGUGAACAAUCGGACCGUGCUGACGGCGGCGCACUGUUUGGUGGACGAGCGGGAUAAGAAGCGCCCGGCGACGUUCUUCCGGGUGGUUGGUGGCGGCACUAGCCGGACCGUGCAGACGGAGGAUACCGUGGUGCGGAAGGUGAGCCGCGUCGUGGUGCACGAGCGGUUCAAUCCGAACAACUUGGACAACGAUGUUGGGCUGUUGAUUCUUGACGAACCGGUUCCGGCGACGCAUCCUGCGCUGCGAACCAUUCCCAUGACCUCGGUUAGUCCGAACACGUUGAGUUCCUGCCAGACGAGUGGCUGGGGAACGACCCAAUACGGCGUCAGUCAGACCACCAUCGAGCUGCGGGCCGUCAACGUAACCGUCCAGCAGAUAGCGAUGUGCAACGCUACCAAUAGCUAUAAGGGAACUCUGCUGCCGGGAAUGCUGUGCGUCGGAGAGUUCCAGGGAGGUCGCGAUGCCUGUCAGGGAGAUUCCGGAGGACCGCUGGUUUGCGCAGGAUUGCUAGCGGGGAUUGUGUCGUAUGGAACGGGCUGUGGAGAGCCUGGGUAUCCUGGAAUCUAUGCCGAUGUGGCGUACUAUCGGGAUUGGAUCCUACGGAACGGUGCUGGAAGUGGCUUCCGGAUGCCCGUUGUUAGUUUAGUGAUGAGUGUUUUGGCAUAUUUCUUCGUCAAGUUGCGUGAUCGAUGCCUACUGCUCAUGUCAGUGGCGGCGCUCGCCGCUUCCGAAACGGAUCCCAAAAUCAUCGGCGGCUUCCCGGCGGAACAGGGCGACACCCUGCACCAGGUUUCGAUCCGGUUCCGGAUCUUGGACGAGCAGGGAUUCGGCCGGGGCCACAUAUGUGGGGGGAGUCUCAUCAACAGCCGGACCGUCCUGACGGCCGCGCACUGUGCGGUGGAUUUGAAAAACGGGAUGCGAUUUCCGGCCAGUACGUUCCGCGUGGUCGGCGGAAGUGUCGAGCGGAGGCAAAUGACGGAGAAUACCGUUGUGGUGGGGGUUGGCAACGUGUUCGUGCACGAGAAGUUCGACACGCUGACCAUGGAGAAUGACAUUGCAAUGAUGAUUCUCAGUACACCGGUUCCGGACGGACAUCCGACGCUGCAGCCGAUUGAACGGGUGGCUAGUCAGCCUGCGGUAGCGACCUCCUGUCAAACUUCCGGUUGGGGAACCACCAUAGCUGAACAAAACGCGUCCCCGUCCACCCUUCUGGCGGUCAACGUAACCGUGCAGUCGACGACCGAAUGUAACAGGGCCGAAAGCUACAACGGCCAUGUUGUGCCGGGAAUGUUCUGCGCAGGACAGACCGAUAAGGACGCGUGCCAGGGUGAUUCCGGUGGGCCGCUGGUCUGUGAUGGAAAACUUGCCGGAGUUGUGUCCCAUGGGUUGAGUUGUGGGCUGGACGGGUUUCCGGGAAUCUACAGCGAUGUGGCGUACUACCGGGGCUGGAUUGAUUCAUGUUUGGCCGGAAAGUGUUCCGGAGCGGGAGGGAUGGUGAUCUCGUGGGGACUUAUGUGCAACCUUCUAACCGUGUCAACCAUGUGGAACCAAAGCCUACUGCUCCUGUCAGUGGCGGCACUCGCCGCUUCCGCAACGGAGCCCAAAAUUAUCGGCGGCUUCCCGGCGGAACAGGGCGACACCCUGCACCAGGUUUCGAUCCGGUUCCGGGUCUUGGACGAGCAGGGAUUCGGCCGGGGCCACGUCUGCGGGGGCAGUCUCAUCAACAACCGGACCAUCCUGACGGCCGCGCACUGCGCGGUGGAUUUGGAAAACGGGAUGCGGUUUCCGGCCAGUACGUUCCGCGUGGUCGGCGGAAGUGUCGAGCGAAUGCAGAUGACGGAGAAUACCGUUGUGGUGGGAGUUGAUAAGGUGUUCGUGCACGAGCGAUUCAGCACGGUGACCAUUGAGAACGACAUUGCGCUGAUGAUUCUCAGUGCGCCGAUUCCGGACGGACAUCCGACGCUGCAGCCGAUUGAACGGGCGACUAGUCAGCCUGCGGCAGCGACCUCCUGUCAAACUUCCGGUUGGGGAACCACCAUAGUUGGUCAAAACGCCGCCCCGUCCAGUCUUCUGGCGGUCAACGUAACCGUGCAGUCGACGACCGAAUGUAACAGUGCCGGAGCCUACGACGGCCAUGUUGUGCCGGGAAUGUUCUGUGCAGGACAGACCGAUAAAGACGCGUGCCAGGGUGAUUCCGGUGGGCCGCUGGUUUGCAAUGGAAAACUUGCCGGAGUUGUGUCCCAUGGGAGAGGUUGCGGAUUGGCCGCAUAUCCGGGAAUCUACAGCGAUGUGGCGUACUACCGGGGCUGGAUUGAUUCAUGCUUGGCCGGAAAGUGUUCCGGAGCGGGAGGGAUGGUGAUUUCUUGGGGACUUUUGGUGAGUGUGUUGGUGAUUUUGGUUUAACGUUUACAAUAAAGCGCUUUAGUUGAGAUCAA